Molecule: messenger RNA, 2823 nt
Organism: Orbicella faveolata
Lineage: Eukaryota; Metazoa; Cnidaria; Anthozoa; Scleractinia; Merulinidae
Product: bifunctional FAD diphosphatase/FAD synthase-like
Biological process (GO): FAD biosynthetic process
Molecular function (GO): FMN adenylyltransferase activity
Source: RefSeq, a predicted model, not a curated record
UCUGGCCUGAAGCAAUUCUUACUUUCAAAAAUUCAGCAAGCUCUGCUGCAAAUCACUAAUUGUAAACGUAAAAUCGGCAAUAAAAAUAUAUUUCGCAGAAUCGAUCAAUCCAUCACAAAAGCUAAGAAAAGCACCAAAAAUUAAGCUGUACUGGUAACAAUUGACUGUGAAAUGAGCAAGGCUUUAAAUUUUUAGCCAGUAUCACCAAUCAAUAAGUUUAAGAGUUAAUCAUCGGCGUGCAGCUUAGUGGGUUUAUAGUUCACGUGAGCACGAUCUCACAAAAGAAAGCUAUGAGUGAAACGCUCGUUGAUAAGUAGAAAAUUUGGAAUUCGCGCCCACUGCAGUCACAGCCUGCAAAAGUCAAUUCUGACUACAAAAUAACCCAGUAUUCUCUACUCUUAUAUAACAAGAGAAAAAGUACAACUUACUAACGGGAACUGAUCCACUUUUUCACGUGCAGUUCUGGACAAAAUUAUAUCUGCGAAUCCUCGCAAAUGUUUGUCUCGUCUAGCAAAUUUUGCAAAAAGUCCGCCAUCUUUGUUUGACUCGGUUGCCAAAGGUUAUAGUCACGUGAUAUCUUUUUUUUGGAGGGUCAAAUCAAAAUGGCGGACGAAGUGAUGCAAGAUGACUUCAAAUGUACAGCCGGAAUCAUCAUUAUUGGAGACGAGAUUUUAAAGGGUCAUACAAAAGAUACGAAUUCUUAUUUUCUACUGAAGAAGCUGUGGUCCUUAGGAGUCAAGGUGGGAAAAGUGUCGGUCAUUUCGGACGAUGUGGAUGAAAUUGCUGGUGAAGUGAAAAAAUUCUCUUCUCGAUUUUCCGUCGUCAUUACCACCGGUGGAAUUGGCCCUACUCACGACGAUGUUACAAUGCAGGGAAUCGCCAAAGCGUUUGAGGAAGAUGUAGUCCUCAACGAAGAGUUAGUGAGGUUGAUUUCGGGUGUGUAUGAACUUUCAGAACAUCAAAUCAACUCGUCCCAUCUGAAAAUGGCCCGUGUCCCUUCCUCAGUCAAGCUGUCUUAUGGAAAAGAUUCGUCUGGGAAACCGAGCAAUUUUCCGCUUAUUUCUGCACAUAACGUGUAUGUAUUCCCUGGUGUCCCCCAGCUCUUGGAAGAAGGGUUUGGCGUUUUAGAAAGCCUUCUAUUAAUUUCGAACUCCAAGAAACGUUUUUUCCUGCGAAAGAUUUUCCUCUCGGCAGACGAAACAGAUGUAGUUUCUAUUUUGGAUGAGGUGGAUGAGAAAUUUAAAGGGAUCGUACAUUUAGGAUCGUAUCCUAAUGUCUGCAAUCAAGAAUUCAAGGUCAAGUUGACCGUGGAGUCAGACAGCGUGAAUGGCCUGGAGGAGGCCUGGCACUACCUUUUGGCAAGAUUGCCUGAGGACCUUAUUGUGAAGACAGAAGGAGGUGUUGCUGAUGCAUCAAUACCAAACUGUCCAUCCAGUCAACCUCCAAAUGAGGACUCUAAGCGGGUACUGAACAUGGAAAAAGUGUACUGUCUACUGGAUCCCAAGGAUGAGUCAAACACGAGUGCCUGUGUUAAAGGAGCAUGGGCCAUUAUACAGCAAACUCUACAGCUGUAUUCCUUGGACGAAUUGUGUAUCAGUUUCAAUGGUGGCAAGGACUGCACUGUACUGUUGCACAUGUUACAUGCUGUGGUUAAUAAGCUGUCAACCCCACCCCAAAAACUGAAGGCUUUGUACAUUCGCUAUGACUCACCAUUUCCACAAGCAGAAGAGUUUAUCUCAGAAACAACUGAAAGGUAUAAUUUGAACCUCAUAACUAUGAUGGGAGAUAUCAAAGCAGCUCUGAAGACUUUGAAAGAAACUCAGCCUGUAAUCAAAGCAAUUUUGUUGGGAACUAGAAGGCAUGACCCUUUUUCAGAUGCACUACGCACUUUCUCUCCAACAGACCCAGACUGGCCACACUACAUGAGGGUAAAUCCAAUUUUGGAUUGGCAUCAUGCUGAUGUGUGGUCUAUGAUCAGAGAGUGCAGUAUUCCAUACUGCUGUUUAUAUGAUGAGGGAUACACAUCACUGGGAAGCACCCACAACACAACCCCAAACCCUGCCUUAAAAUAUGACGACGGUAGCAACAAGUACAAACCUGCUUAUAUGUUGGAAGAUGGACACCUGGAAAGGGCUGGUAGAAACUGAAAACCUUACUACAAGGCAAAAAAAUUUGAUUUCUCGUGAUAAUAAGUUGAAUAAGAAUUUGUUUACCCCACAAAGGCACUAAGUUAAACCCAAAAUCUAACAUUUCCAUUAUAAUUUUUAGUUGUUUCACAACUGAAUAAUUUGUUUCUUAGUGACAAAAUUUCUUGCUGUUACCAAGGGCUCUAUCUUUUCUCUGUCAAGACAUUACAGUACUGAUAAAUAAUGUACAAAUACAUAUACAUGUACAUUGUUGGUGGGAAGUACAUACUCAAGAGUGUCUAGUAUUCACAAACUUCCUAAAAUGUAAAGGGGCAACCCCUGAAAAAAAACAAUGUGGGAACUCCCUGAAAGGAAUUUAAUUUUUAUGGCAAUACGCAUGUACAGCUUUUAAAAUUUGAUCUAUGGUUUCAUCAAGAAUUAAAAAAGUAGAACAACCUUACGUGACCUAAUAGCCAGUGAGAGCACAGGAAAGUACUGUUCAAUAACUUUCACUUGAAUGGUCACACACUAGGGUUUCAUCCAUAGACUUAGAACCACCUGGUACAGAAUACUAAACAGUGCUGAGUGAAAGUACUGCUCAAUAGCUUUCAUUUGAAUGGUCACACACUAGGGUUUCAUCCACAGAUGUAAAAGUUAGAACCACGUACAGCACAAUAAACACUGAACUUGUAAUAUA